This is a messenger RNA of Pedinophyceae sp. YPF-701, 1017 nucleotides long. NCBI's taxonomy places the organism in Eukaryota, Viridiplantae, Chlorophyta, Pedinophyceae. The record is from the annotation of a GenBank genome assembly.
AUGGGUUCGUCCGGGGGCGGGAAGCGCGGCAGCGACGGCGGGAUGCCGUCGAUAGAGACGGUCGUGUCGAGCGAUUCCGCGCGGCUCGCUGCGCAGGCGGUGCUCCUGUUCGUCGGGGUUCUGUGGCACACUGCCAUGGUGGUUGCCGCUCUGCCGUUGCUCCUCGUCCAGAACGCCCUGCUGUCCAUCGCCCCCGGGAAAACGCGGGAACCAAGCAGUUCUGUUCGGUUCUACAAGGGCAAGGUGACACACACGCGGCACUCCCCGAAGGAGCACUCCUUCACCUACGCCGUCCGGAUGGCCGUCGUGUCGCUCGACCGCCCGCCCACGUGGUUCGCAGGGCAACAGCGGGACCACCUGACAGCAGAUGCGGCGAGGGCGGCGACGGGCACCAGGGGCCGCGUGGAGCUCCUGACGCACCCCGCGUGUCUCGGGUACGUUCAGAAUCCGAUCUCGGUGUACUACUGCCACGACGAGGACGGCGUGCUGCGCGCGUGCAUCGCGGAGGUGACGAACACGCCCUGGGCGGAGCGGACGUCGUUUGUGUUCCGGCCCGGUCAGCCGGGUGGCGGCGAGCGCGUGCGCAAGGCGCUGCACGUUUCGCCGCUGAUGGACAUGGACGCCAAGUGGCGGAUAGACACCGCGGAGCCGGGCGAGCGGCUCCGGCUGUCCGUGCUGUGCACCGAGCACCCGACGCUGCGCGGCCCGACGCGGGGGGGGGGGUUCUUCGGCGCGUGGCUGGAGGGGGAGCUGGACCGGGAGCGGCCCGCGGCGCGCAACGAGGAGGCCGGGCUCGGCACGCUGCUCCGGUACGGGUUCCAGCCGCACCGCGUCGCUUGGUGGAUAUACUCGCAGGCCGUGACGCUGCUGUGGAAAGGAGUGCCGUUUUACGGGCCGCCGGGGCUCGGGCCGCUCUGCUCGGCGUGCCGCGGCAGCGCACAUGGCCAUCCCAAGCGGGCGGACACGCAGGAGUUCUUCUGGUGGGCGCCCGCCAAGGGCUGGCCCUGGCAGACCUGA